Molecule: messenger RNA, 1682 nt
Organism: Chinchilla lanigera (long-tailed chinchilla)
Lineage: Eukaryota; Metazoa; Chordata; Mammalia; Rodentia; Chinchillidae
Gene: Ccdc89
Product: coiled-coil domain containing 89
Exons: 2
Coding region: 243-1361 (372 amino acids)
Source: RefSeq, a predicted model, not a curated record
CAGGCAGGCAAGCAAUAACUGCAAUAAAAUAAAGCUGUCUCAUGCCUCACCAGACAUAUAACUAGCCCACAGCAGAGGCACUAAAAGAGCAUUCUGAAGGCCUGUCCUCCAAUCACAAGGCUCCUUGUUGGAAAAGCCAACUGCUGGAGCUUGCCAAGAGUCCCUAGCAACACCCUAGAGCUUUUGAAAUCUGGGAGAGAGAGAGAGAGACAGACUGUGGAGUCAGCUGUCAGCAGGCAGGCAUGCCUAAGCCUGGGGAAGGGCAGGCUCUCAGGAUGGACACUCCACCCCCUGAAGAGUCCUCAAAUAAGCACAAUGAAAAAAUGAAAUAUGAGGAAGAGGAGAUGGAGUUUAAGGAGCUGGAUGGGCUGAGGGAAGCUUUGGCCAGCCUCCGGGGCCUGUCUGAGGAAGAGAAGAGUGAAAAAGCAAUGCUCCGCUCACGCAUCCAAGAGCAGUCCCAGCUUAUAUGCAUUUUGAAGCGGAGGUCAGAUGAGGCCCUGGAGCGAUGCCAGAUCCUGGAGCUAGUAAACACAGAGCUGGAGGAGAAGAGGAUGCAGGAGGCAGAGAAGCUGAAGGCUCAGAGCAAACAUGCCCAGAAGCUAGAGGAACGCUUUAAGACCCUGGCAGCCAACCAUGAAAUGAUGAUUCGCUUCAAGGAUGAACACAAGAGUGAGAACAUCAAGCUGAGGGAGGAAAAUGAGAAGCUAAGGCUGGAAAACACCAGCCUCUUCAGCCAGGCUCUGAAAGACAAGGAGGCCAGAGUAUUGCAGCUCACCAUCCGGAGCGAGGCCCUCACCAAGGAGCUGGAGGCUCUGAAACAGAGAUGCGCUCAGGAUGCCAGCCAGGCCCAGGCCCGAGAGAAGGAGCUGCUAGAGCUUCAGAGCCAGCAGGCCUGUGCCCAUGCCAAGGAGACAGAGCAGCUGCACAGCCAGCUGCAGAGCCUUAAGCAGCAGCACCAACAAGCUGUGGAGCAGAUGGCAAAUGCCAGGGAGACACAUAGUAGGCUGAGCCAGGAGUUGCAGGCCAGGCUGCAGACCGUCACACAGGAGAAAGAAGAGCUGCUGCAGUUGUCCAUGGAGAGAGGCAAGGUGCUGCAGCACAAACAGGCAGAGAUCCGCCAGCUUGAGGAGAAGCUGGAAACAGCAGAUCUGGCCAGGAGGCAUGCACUAGAGCGGUUUGAGCAAGAGUCAGCGGCUGUGGACAGCAACCUGAGAGUUCGGGAGCUGCAGCGCAGGGUGGAUGGGAUCCAAAUUGCCUAUGAUGAACUCAGGCUGCAGUCAGAAGCCUUCAAAAAGCAUACCCUGGAUCUUUUAAACAAGGAGAGAGAACUCAACGCCAAACUCCGCCAUUUCCAACCAUAAGGAAGCCUCUGCUUGUCUAUCCCAUUAGCAAUCCCAGUAUUUGUGUCCCUAACAUUUUGGCAAGAACAAAGAGGACAUUCCAUUUAUUAUACUUGUAAGCAUUAGAGGAAACCUAAAGAAAAGCUACUUUCCUAUGAUGUUGUUGUUGUUACUAUAGUAAAGCUAAUGCAAUUUUUAGUUCUACCAUCGAGAAUAUACAAGACUUACCAGCACUAUUUCUGUAGUUUUGAAGUCUUCUAAAUUUGCUAUCAGUAUCUUUCCUACUCUGUAACGUAUUCACUCUCAACCUCAGAUGUCUAAAUAUAUUAGCAGCUUCUAUGA